Salvia miltiorrhiza (redroot sage) is the source of this 2535-nucleotide messenger RNA. RefSeq lists its product as uncharacterized. Lineage: Eukaryota; Viridiplantae; Streptophyta; Magnoliopsida; Lamiales; Lamiaceae. Bases 537 to 2003 code for a protein of 488 amino acids. The record is from RefSeq and is a predicted model, not a curated record. The transcript has 5 exons.
AACAUGGUUUCCAAUUGUCCAUAGUGGGAAUCUUUUCCCAAUUAAAAAACUUGUGAUAAAAUGUUAAAAAUUCAAAAUUUCGCAAUUCUUUUUUUUUUUUUUUUUUUUUAAUCCAAGAAAAUUACUACUCCAUUAACAUUUAGUUGAAGCGAUUCUAAAAAAAAAAACAUUUAGUUGAAGCGAGAAACAAGAAGAGAUAAAAGAAGAAAAAAAAAGACAGCACAUUGACUUGUCUUUAUCCUCACGACUAGGAAAGAAACAGUUGAUCUGCUGAAGUUACGCCACAAUCUUCCACUUCUUCCACCCCAAAACUUUCAAACCCUAAAGUAAAAAUUAUUCCUUUUCUCCAACCCAUAACCACUCACCAAAAUUUCAUAUCUAUCUGUCUAAGCAGGAACAAGAAAAGGGGGGAAAGGGAGAUAGAGAAGAGAAUUGCAAUCAAUGGGGUUUUAUUCACUAAAAAAGAUUUCAGUAAUGGAGUGUAGCUGAAGAACCCACAAGGAAAAGACCCACAUUGCUGGAAAUCUUUUUCUGCAAUGGGAAAGGCAGAUAAUUUGCAGCCUUUGCACGGUACUGCAUAUGAUGCUCAGGGUACAACCCCUGGUGCAGGAAGUACUAAUGGGUGCUGCUUGAGCUGCAGUAGGGUUAGAAAGUUGGUGACUUUGAGAUGUGUUCUUGCUCUGGUCCUUGGUUUUGGAGUGCUUUUGUCUGCUGUUUUUUGGCUGCCAUUCUUCCGUUUUGGAGAUCAUCAAGAUCUGGAUCUGGAUUAUAAAGGUCAUGAAAUUGUCGCAAGGUUUAUGCUGAACAAGUCAGCUUCUUUUCUCUCAGACUGUAAGUUGCAACUUGAGAAUGAUAUUUUUGAUGAGAUUCCUUUCUCCAGUACUAAGGUAGAAAUAAUAGAUUUAAAACCAGCUGGGCCAAACACAACAAAGGUUGUGUUUGCGGUUGAAUCCGAUGCGAUGACACUGAGUUUAAUUAGAGAACAUUUUGUGUAUCUAAUAACAAAUCAAUCAGCUCUUAGUUUGACCGCGCCUUUGUUCGGGGAUCCCUUCUCAUUCGACGUGCUUAAAUUUAAAGGAGGGAUUACUGCCAGUCCAGACCAGAAGGCAUUCCUUUUGCAAGCUGUUCAAAUUCCCUUCAACUUUACCUUGAACUCCUCCAUUGACGGACUGCUCAACAAUUUCGAUGAGCUCACAAGUCAACUCAAAGUGGGCUUGCGCUUAACUCCGUACGAGAAUUUGUUUAUUCGGCUCACUAAUUUGAAGGGCUCCACAGUAGAUCGACCUACAACAGUCCAGUCGCUAGUUGUGUUGGCCGUGGGCAUGAAUCCCUCAAGAGUAAAACAAUUGGCUCAAACUAUCUCAGGUUCACACUCUAAAAAUCUUGGUCUGAACAACACUGAAUUUGGACGGGUUAAGCAAGUUCGUCUUUCGUCAAUCUUACAACACUCCCUCAGCAACGAUGGAAGUAGUCCUUCGCCAUCACCUUCUCCUUCUCAAUCUCCUAUGUCAAAACCCCACCACCACCAUCACCACCACCACCACCAUCAUCAUCAUGCUGCUCCGGCUGUCUCACCUUCUCCGUCAACAGCGAGUGGUGGGUCUUUCAGCGGGAAAGGAUCACCAGUAUCUACACCUGCACCAGCUCCUGCAAAAGCAACGGAGCCUCCGUGUCCUUUUGGUUAUAAUAAUCGGUAUCCAUGGAAGCACAAGCAUCCUCAGAUGGCACCUACUGCAUCGCCAGUUUACGCACCAUACGUUGCUCCAUCACGACCAAGGCGAAUGGAUAAACCAACACCAAAAAUUGCUCCAGCUACUGCAGAACGGCCAUCUCCAAAUGUAGCUCAUGCUCAUAACUGGGCUCCCUCACCAAGUGAAUAUCGUUCAAGGCCUCUGGACGUGAUGUCAAUAACAUCACCCUCUCCAUCUCCAUCUUCUGCAAAGAUGUUGUCCUCCAAACCAUGGGUUCUGCUGCUGUUUACAUUGCUUGGAAUGGCUCUGUAGCUGCGGAAAACGAGGCAGUGUUUUGGUUAGCGCAGGUACUGCACGGAAACUUCCACAACUGCUUUUAUCCAACGGAGCAUUCCAAACUGGAGUUUUGCUGGUGAGAGCGAUGCCCAAAGGGGCUUACCUCACUGUGAGUGCAUAUAUGUUGUCUGGCACGUGUAAAUAUUCGAGUAAAAAAAAAUCUCGGUGGCUAAACAGCAUGAAGGUCAAAGUCUCAGAGGUGACAGGCUUCUCAUGGUGUUGCAAUGCCACUGAUCUAUGUAUGAUAUCUCUUCUGCAUAAAUUUGAGGAGGGAAAACCAACAAAUGUAAACAACACCCUUUUCUUUUCUUUUUGGUUUCUAGUCGCUUACAAGUAAGCCGCGAUUUUCCACAUACAAUUUCCACAGUGGUCUGUAAUUUAUCAGCUGGGAGCUUUAGGAAGGUCUACGUUGAAUUCGACGUGCUCUUUCUGUUGUUGCUCGUGUCUCUUGUUGAAGGAUCUCACCAUUUUAGCAGCUGAGGAAGCAAUAAGAAAUUGUUUCUUCUUU